Messenger RNA from Musca domestica (house fly), 726 nucleotides. Its product is annotated as cuticle collagen 1-like. The transcript is spliced from 2 exons. The record is from RefSeq and is a predicted model, not a curated record. Lineage: Eukaryota; Metazoa; Arthropoda; Insecta; Diptera; Muscidae. Bases 1 to 726 code for a protein of 241 amino acids.
AUGAAGUGGACUAUAGCUCUCUUAGUGCUAUGUUUUAGCCUUGGCCUAACCAAAACGGCCGAAAAAGACUACGAAGACGUCCAAGAGCCAGAUACCAACGAGGAUCCCAUUGACGAUGACCCCGAGGAUCAGUUGCAGUAUUUUCUCACCCGUGUCUUGCACAUUGAUAGGCCAGCACCGCCGGAACAAGUGAUCCAUGUUCCCCAUUACUACCCACCACAUGGUCAUUGCAGUUGUCCACCUGGUCCGCCUGGACCUCCCGGUCCCCCUGGUAUACCCGGUCGCCCGGGUUUACCAGGCAAGAAAGGUGAUAAGGGUGAUACCGGGCGACCUGGUCUACCAGGUGCGCCUGGUAAAGAUGGCGCGCCUGGUGCGCCAGGUGAAGAAGGUCAUCCUGGACGACCAGGAUUUCCAGGUCCUCCAGGAUUCCCAGGACCAAUUGGUCCACCUGGCAGCGGUGGGGGACAUCAUCCACCAGUUUUGAUACCACCACCACUACCACCAUAUUAUUAUCCACCCUACUAUCCGGGACCAUGGCCAACGCCCACACCCACACCAACGCCAGCUCCAACGCCUGCACCAACCCCGGCGCCAACUCCGGCACCAGCUCCUUCACCAGCUCCUGCUCCAGCACCAUCUCCUGCACCAGCGCCAGCUCCUGAUGGAAGAAGUCUUGGAGUCAUUGGAGGAAGAAGUGCAGGCAUUACCAAAAAUUGGGGAUGGUAA